AGCGGCCAUGUCGGAACAACGCGGCAGCCAAUGAGAUCGCGGCGUCUCCGGCGCCGAGCGGCCAUUGGACGGGGCGCCGCGCCGCGAUUGGCUGACCCGGCGGGGAGUCGGUGGGCGGGGCCGAGGGUUUCCGAACCCAGGCGGCCCUUCCUGUCAGGGCGCAGCGUCGCCUCGCUUCGCCGGGAGAAAGCAGCACCAGGGAGAUUGAUGGAGCGGCCGGGAAAGCGGGCCUCUCCGCGGUGGCUCUCCGCCCGGGCCCUGACCGCAGUGGUGCUGCUCUUGCUGGCGGCUGGGGUCUGCUUGGCGGCUGCGGAUGAAGAAGGACCUCAGGAAGAAUCCUUUGAAUCAAAGACAGCAUUGCCUUCUGAAGAACAAGUGAAAGACCAUCCAUCAGGAACCCAAGUGGUAGCAGGACAGAUCUUCAUUGACUCUGAGGAACCAGAAACUCACACGGAAGAUGGAGAAAGUUUCACGACCCAAGAGGAAGAGAAGAAAAGGCUUUUGGAGGAGAUAGAUUCUAUGGAACUAUCGACUUUAUUAAAGGGUUUGGAAGAGAUAGAAGUGCAAAAACCAGUUCUGACAGCUAUUGGAGGAACUGCAGACGGUGAACCAUGCCACUUCCCUUUCCUUUUCCUGGAGAAGGAGUACUCAGAGUGUACUACAGAUGGGAGAGAAGACAGCAGGCUUUGGUGUGCAACAACCUAUGACUACAAAAGUGAUCAAAAGUGGGGAUUUUGUGAGACUGAAGAGCAGUCUAAUAAGAGAAGACAAAUGCAAGAAGCAGAAGAUGUUUAUCAAAGUGGGAUGAAAAUGCUUAAUGAAAGUAGUAAAAAAUCCCAAAAGAAAGUAGCCUAUCAAUAUCUUCUGAGGGCAGCUGAUAUGAAUCAUACAAAGGCAAUGGAAAAAGUGUCUUAUGCGAUGUUGUUCGGGGACUAUCUGAAGCAAAACAUUCAGUCCGCUAAAGAACUCUUUGAGAAACUGACUGAAGAAGGUUCUCCGAAAGGGCAGACAGCCCUUGGUUUUCUCUAUGCCUCUGGCCUUGGUGUUGAUUCCAGCCAGGCUAAGGCACUGGUUUAUUACACUUUUGGAGCUCUUGGAGGGAAUUUGAUAGCCCAUAUGAUUUUGGGCUACCGGUACUGGGCUGGAAUAGGAGUUCUUCAGAGCUGUGAAUCUGCACUCACACAUUAUCGUCUGGUUGCCAACCAUGUGGCAAGUGACAUCUCUCUGACAGGAGGCACAGUGGUACAGAGAAUUCGCCUGCCAGAUGAAGUAGAAAAUCCAGGAAUGGCAAGUGGGAUGCUAGAGGAAGAUUUGAUACAAUAUUACCAGUUUCUAGCUGAGAAGGGAGAUGUUCAAGCACAGGUUGGACUCGGGCAAUUGCAUUUGCAUGGAGGAAGAGGAGUAGAGCAAAAUCAUCAGAGAGCUUUUGAAUAUUUCAGUCAAGCAGCAGGUGCUGGCAACUCCCAUGCAAUGGCAUUUUUGGGGAAGAUGUAUUCAGAAGGAAGUGAUAUUGUACCUCAGAACAAUGAAACAGCUCUUCAGUACUUCAAGAAAGCAGCUGAUAUGGGUAAUCCAGUUGGGCAGAGUGGUCUAGGAAUGGCUUACCUGUAUGGAAAAGGUGUUCCAGUGAAUUAUGAAUUGGCACUUAAAUAUUUCCAGAAGGCAGCAGAGCAAGGAUGGGUGGAUGGACAGCUUCAGCUGGGCUCCAUGUAUUACAAUGGUAUCGGAGUCAAGAGAGACUACAAGCAAGCUUAUAAAUACUUUAAUAUGGCUUCCCAGGGAGGCCACAUUCUUGCCUUCUAUAAUCUGGCACAGAUGCAUGCCACUGGCACAGGAGUGAUGCGUUCCUGUCAUACUGCUGUUGAGCUAUUCAAGAAUGUCUGUGAAAGGGGCCGUUGGUCUGAGAGGCUUAUGAAUGCUUAUAACAGCUACAAAGAUGGUGAUACAAAUUCUGCAGUUGUUCAGUAUCUUCUCUUGGCAGAACAAGGUUAUGAAGUUGCACAAAGCAAUGCUGCCUUCAUUCUUGAUCAAAAAGAAGCUAGCAUAAUUGAAGAAAAUGAGACUUACCCUAGAGCCUUACUUCAUUGGAAUAGAGCAGCCUCUCAAGGUUAUACUGUUGCUAGACUGAAACUUGGUGAUUACCAUUUCUAUGGGUUUGGCACUGAAGUCGAUUAUGAAACAGCAUUUAUUCACUACCGUCUGGCAACAGAGCAACAACACAGUGCUCAAGCUAUGUUCAACCUGGGGUAUAUGCAUGAGAAAGGUCUUGGUAUCAAGCAGGAUAUUCACCUUGCAAAACGUUUCUAUGACAUGGCAGCUGAUGCUAGUCCAGAUGCUCAAGUUCCUGUCUUCCUUGCACUCUGUAAACUAGGAAUCAUUUAUGCCUUCCAGUAUGUACAAGACACUAAUAUCAAAGAGCUGUUCUUACAACUUGACAUGGACCAGAUCUUGGGCCCUGAGUGGGACCUCUACCUCAUGACCAUCAUUGCGUUGCUUUUGGGCACCAUUAUAGCAUACAGGCAGAGGCAACAUCAAGCGAUCCCCAGGCCGGCAGGGCCAAGGCCGGCGGUGCCUCCCCAGGAGCCUGCCCCAGAACAUCAGCCAGCCCAGUAGCAGAGCCAAGAGCCUUGGUGAAGUGGACUUGAUUUCCAACCUGGACAGCUCACGUGAUUUUAUGACACCAGAUCAAACAGCCACGUCUGCAAGAGAAACACAACAGAUGCACACUUUUUGUUCUGAAAGCAGUUUAGAGCUAUGCCUUUUUUCAGGGAUGUGCAUCUUGCUUCAAGAUGGAGUUGAAUGUUAUUUCAGUGCCAAUGGAAUAACAAAGCCUCUUAAAAAAACAAAAGUGUACUGCUACAAAAGUGAUGCCUGCUGUACCCACAUUGUUCAGUGCUCUUUUGAAUUAUUCCUCAGUAAUUUGAACGUCCUAUGAAAGUUAACCUGCACAGAAAGGAAAAUAUUGUGAAGCUUGAGACAAGAAAAUAAGACCUGUGCUCUUCCACUAAGUACUUUUUUUAAAAAUGACACUUUUUUCAAAUGUGUUUGGCAUUGCGAUAAACUUUGAUUUACUUUCUGACUCACCCAAAUUAUUUCUUAAUCAUUUUAAUUCCUUCAUAGUAUUUUCCACCCUUUGAAUGCUGUAACUUGGGUCUACCAGUUAUAAAUUGGAGAUAAAGACAAUCAGUAAAUAUGACAAAUAUACUUCUUUGGUCUGUACCUGUCCUCUCCAUUUGGAUAUAGUCUUCUCCUAGUAGCAGGGUUUAGAAACAUGAAUUGCACUUACAAAGUUAAAAUCAAAUUCAGCAAAAACAGGCAAUGUGUGUCAACAUUUAAAUGUUUGAUUAAGCCUGUUUACAACUUGCAAGGCUCCCCUACCACUCCCAGAUACACAAGAUGACUUACUUAAUCUUCCUUUUCUCAGUUGUUCCACAAAUAUGGCAAGAUUAACCAAACAGUAGACUGGAAAAACAACCAGUGUUAAUGAAUCUCUGUAAGCCCCAUUUAUGGCUCUCUUUUUCUCUCUUUCCCUCUCUCUUUCCCACUCCCCCCCCCCCCCCCCCCCAUCUCCCAAUGUGUUGCUGGUUUGCAUUUCAGUUGAUCAUGAUGUAGUUUUAAUGAGCCAGACUUAAUUAAAUUGCUAUUCUGGCAGGGGAUUGUGCAGCUAUUUAAUAUGUGAUCUACAUACCUCUCUAAAAUAAUCUCUUUUACAGGCACAUGCAAUCCAGGGAACAAUAUGUUAACAUAUACAAAGCUACUCUAAAGGUAUUACUUAAUCCCAGUUUUACCAUUUAAAUCAUCAUACCCAUUUGAAUUCCCUGCAACAGUCAUGAUCUGGCUAGAGGACAUAUGAUUUUUAAGCUUCUUGCAGAUAAGGAUUGUCUGUUGAAAGGAUUGGAAUUUCUGAAGUUUAAUGUCGCCAAGCAGAAACUAAGGCCUGCAUUAUAGUAAAAAAAAAAAUUAAAAAGUUUGCCAUGCUAUUAAUUCAACAAAACAUAUUCUAGGCUGUAACAAGAUCGUAGGAGUCCUGUUUUUAUUUGGUGACCCUUUUGAAGUAAAAUAAUUAUACAGAUUAAAGCUAAAGGAUAGCUUUCUGAUUGAGGACUAAGAAAAAAACACUGUAGCAGAUGCAUAUGUCUGUUUCUAGAGCAUCAUUAUAUUAGUUUCUGGCCUCUUGAAAGCUCUGGCUUUUGAGUGCUGUUCUCUGGAAGCGGGAUUUCAUUUAAAACAUUUGGGAAGCAUACAACCUACCAUUGCACACAAAGAGCUUUUGUUAGGCAAACCUUUGAUUCAUACACAGAUUAACAAGAGCAUCCUUUAAAAGGGAGAGACACUGUGUCUCUCUCAAAUGGCUAAAUAGUGUUGAACAAGACUGCCUUACUCUUAAUUUAUUCUAAAAUCACUGGGAAGAUCUCGCAGCAGGAAGACAUUUUGUGGCGUAACAACAGUAUUAUGAAGAUGGACAAUCUUAUAGGGGAGAUAGACUAAAAUUUAGAUCUUCAUUCAAAAGGAACAGGCACAAUUGAAGUUGUCUUACAGUCUGCAGUUCAGAACAGCAAUAUGCAGGGUUUUUUUUAAAAAAAAAAUUCAGUAGUUCUCACAUUCCUAGAAACUAAUGUAGUAAAACUUUCAGCUCUGAAAAAGUUCAACUCAGUACAAAUAUUAGUAAUUUGUAUUAAGUACUGAGACAGAAUUCCAAAAAUACUUAAUUUCUCUGUGUGAUAGAUUUUUUUCACAUUGCAUUGAAAUGAAAUGUUACUUUCUCAAGAUCACGAUAAGUACAUAGUCUUCAAAGUAUUUAUAUAUUUCCAAAGUCUUUUAGCCACAACAUUACAUUUUAUUGUUACUGUAGAUGGGCAACAUUCUUACUUUGUUUUGAUAGUUAACAGGGUUUUAUUUGCUAUUUCCAUCUGAUGAAGCAAACUAUAGCCACAUCUGCACUUCACUAAAUCAUUUUGGGAACAAACAACCCAAAGAAAUCAACUGAUUCCUCCCCUACCCCUGGAAAAAAUGCAAUAUAAGCAAUAAAUAUGUUUUUCAUAUUCUUCCAUUGCUCAUUCUAUUUUAAGAAUAUCCAUUAUGGAUGUAAUGUAGUUGACAAUGAAAUACAGAGAAGAACAUUCAACUAACUCAGGGAUUUAAGAAUAUUGAGUAGUUCUAAGUUAUCUUCGAAUACCCUCUUCUAUGCUUAACUAACCUUUCAAAUUUUCUUUUGAACUAGACCUAGUAUUUCUCAGUAUGAAAAUUGUUUGCACUCAGUUGAUAUUGGGAAACUAGGCUUUGACUUAUAAGUUUUCUUAUGGGGUGUGAUUUUCAUGAUCAUUAAUUUAACUGCAAGGAUGGGCACCAUGAAAGAAGUAAAGGAGAAGCAGGCUUAAGGGCUUAGCCUAAAUGUGUUAAUUGACAUAAAUGAAAUUAUUAAGAGCAGAGGCUAUGCAAUGAAAAGUUGUCUCCUUUGCUCCCCUAUCUCUUGAGUGGAUAUUUAUGUCCAAAGAUUAGAACAUAAUAUGGAAUUGGCUGAAGAGUUGCUAAAGCUUCUGUGUCUAACCCACUUCUCUUUAAAGGUUGUUUAAAAGUGCAUAAGGUGUUGCAAACAUGAGCGGCAUGUUUCAGAGAACAUGAUUAUAUACUGUUUUGAUAAAACAUUGCAUACCUGAAUGUAAAUAGUGCUCUCCAUGUCUACAGACUUACACAUUGCAAAGUAAUAGUCUUUGGGUGGAGAGUUUACUCAAGUCUAUCUAAACUAGGAACUAACCGAUUAUGUUUGGUUAUUUCAAAUAACAAUGAUUGCUUUGCCACAGAUCUGUUUCAAGGUUUCUAGGUUCUGCCUUUCUUUUUUUGGUGGUUGUCAUAGACAUAGCCUAUUCAACGUGUGGUUGUGUGAGAGCAAAUAUUUCACUCGACUACUAUCCUUCGGGAUAUAAAGUAGGAGACGAGAGAUUGUCUUUCAAGAGAGAUUGCUGAUGUAUUAGGAAAGAGGUACUCCUUACAUGUUUUACCAAACCAAAUGAAAAUGUAUAGUAAUCCAGCUAAAGGUAGCCAUCACUGUUAGACCAAGUUGGGUUUUUCUUCAAUACUAGAUAACCUCAUUGAAACAUGUUCUUGACUGAUAUCUGGCUUCACAUGAUGCUGAGUUUGGUGAAAAAAUAGAAUUUUCAGAUGGUGUUGGGUAUAGAAGAAGUACAUGUUCCUGUAUAUGCGACAGUGCAGAACUAAUGUCAUGAACUGAUGCAACUGAUGUGUUCCCUUGAUUUCAGUGGAACUACAGUUACAGUUCUUUGUGCACUUUCCUGGUUGUACAUCUCUUUGAACACAGCAGAACUUAAUGCCAAGUAAAUAUGCAUAUGAUCAGAGUAAAUUGAAGGAAGAACUUGCACUCUAUUUGCUGUUUCUAAAGAGGAUUAAACUCCAUCUUACCUAGAUUACAAGGAUGGAAAAUCUCCCUAUUCUCCCAGAGCAUGAUAAACAUACUUUCCCUAGGUUUUUAAAAGGUUGGUAUGAUUUCAAAAAUGCAACUGAAUAUGUACAGUUGGAGAGGGCUAGUGAGAAGAUGUUUUUGUCUACAAUUAGCCUAAGUUGCUGAGAGUAUAUAAGGAGUUUUGUACAUUUUAUUUUGUAUUUAAAAUGAUGCAGUGUAAAGGCUGGAAAAGUGUAAUAUAACUGUGUAAACAAAUUCUGUUAAUAGAAAGGUGUACAGAUUCAUUUUGUACUAUAUCUUGUUGAAUAAAGAUGCCACUUUUGUGAUUGGCCUGUAAUGCUGUAUAAAAACCUGUUUCCUUUA
Molecule: messenger RNA, 6781 nt
Organism: Anolis carolinensis (green anole)
Lineage: Eukaryota; Metazoa; Chordata; Lepidosauria; Squamata; Anolidae
Gene: sel1l
Product: SEL1L adaptor subunit of SYVN1 ubiquitin ligase
Exons: 21
Coding region: 31-2613 (860 amino acids)
Biological process (GO): ERAD pathway
Cellular component (GO): endoplasmic reticulum membrane
Molecular function (GO): protein binding
Source: RefSeq, a predicted model, not a curated record